This is a messenger RNA of Chroicocephalus ridibundus (black-headed gull), 697 nucleotides long. It is a transcript of the gene FMC1, whose product is annotated as formation of mitochondrial complex V assembly factor 1 homolog. Lineage: Eukaryota; Metazoa; Chordata; Aves; Charadriiformes; Laridae. The transcript has 2 exons. Gene Ontology annotation, cellular component: mitochondrion. Bases 304 to 627 code for a protein of 107 amino acids. The record is from RefSeq and is a predicted model, not a curated record.
GGAUAAGGCAUUGGCCUCCUAAGCCAGGGAUUGUGGGUUCGAGUCCCAUCUGGGGUGGGCACUUUUUUUUCACCCCGCGUGGCUGAGGCAGGAGGGCUAUCAGCCGCAGGGGCUCCGCGACCCUCGAACUGCACUGGCUUCCUCCGGCCGGGGGGUUGGACGCUUGAGCUGCCGGGCUUCGUCUCCUGGGACUUCCGAGCGCCCCCGUUGGUCGUAGAUCGUUUUAAGACCCGAGACUUCGGAAACGCGCCGCCAUCUUCGGCCCCUCCCCGCCAACGGUCGGCGGGCGGGGAGGGGCGGAAGAUGGCGGCGCUGGGCUCUCCGCUGCAGACCUUCCGCGGGCUCCUGCGUGAGCUCCGCCACGCCAGCGGCCGUCCCUAUCGCGACACGCCCGCCUACCAGCACAUCGUCGCGACGUUUCGCGCCCACCGGGUCACCAGCCAGAAGCUGUGCCGGGCCCAGCAGGAGCUGCAUUUCCAGGCCGCCACCUACCUCUGCCUGCUCCGCAGCGUGCGGGAGCACACGGCCCUCCACCGGGAGUACCACGGCAAGGGGGAGCGCUCGCCCGAGGAGGUCGCCGGCCUGGUGGGCUUCAGGUUGCCUCAGCAGCCUGGAGGGAAAGGCUGAAAGAUGAUUCUCGCCGCGUUACCUAUUUAUUCCCGAUUAAUAAAACACCCGAGAAAUUGUUGAAACUGGA